AUGAAAUUUACCAAGUAUACCGGAAAACCAAUUUCUCAAUUAGAGUAUGCAAAGAUUAUAGGAUCUUUGAUGUAUGCUAUGACAUGUACAAGGCCGGACAUAGCAUUUGCGGUUGGUAAAUUGAGUAGAUUUACUAGUAACCCGGGUCCCCAACAUUGUGGUGAACCUCCUAUUUUGGAAGGUUAUCCCGAUGCAAGUUGGAUCACUAAUGAAGAGGAUAUUUCUUCAACUAGUGGUUGUGUGUUUUUUUAUGGCGGAGGUGCCAUUUCUUGGGCUUCCAAGAAACAAAUGGUAAUAGCAGAUUCCAAUAUGUCUGCAAUUCAUUGCACUCGCCUCGGCGAAAAAUGA
Molecule: messenger RNA, 348 nt
Organism: Amaranthus tricolor (Joseph's coat)
Lineage: Eukaryota; Viridiplantae; Streptophyta; Magnoliopsida; Caryophyllales; Amaranthaceae
Product: secreted RxLR effector protein 161-like
Exons: 2
Coding region: 1-348 (115 amino acids)
Source: RefSeq, a predicted model, not a curated record